AUGCCCUCAUUAUCUAAGAUUGAUGUUAAUCUAUUGCAAUUUCAAGAGUUGGAAACUCCUCGUAAUGUGGUUAUAUUAUCAUUAGGUGAGAAUUCAAACUUAAAGAGAACCACAUUGACAUCCGAACAACAAAUGAACAUCAUCACUAGUCAAAGCUCUUAUUCCAAUACAAUCAAGGUAUCUGACGAUAAUUUACUCUGUUAUCAUUUAUCACAGAACUAUACAAAGAUAAUUAUGUAUACAACUGACAAUUGUAUCGAUGGCAAGACAAUUAUUAUCAACUUACCUCAAGCCACUAUGAAAAAACACAAUACUCUGUCACCUUUGAUCAGUGGAGAGACCCUUUUCUUUCAUAUUAUCCUAAAUGAUGGACUGUUCCUAACCUUGAAGUUACCAUUGAAUUAUAUACUGGAUGUUACUAAUAGCAUUAAUCUUUCUGACAAUUGGGUUAAAGUUCAAAAUCCAUAUGACUUCACAAUUAGAGUGCCCCAUUUACUAUAUCCAGUAUCAGAGGAAUUAUUAAUGGUAUUUCUUAAAGAUGGUGGUUUGUUAGGUUUAAGGAAAACUUCAGAUGAUUUAGAUCUUGAGCCAUUGUUAUUCAACGAUAACUCAUACCUUCAAAGUUUGACAAAACUUUUCUACAAAAAUCAAAAUGUUACAGGGAAAGUUAUAAGUUGUGUAACCUUUGAUGAACAAUUCUUAAUUGUUUUAACACAAAACUAUUAUUUGAAGAUAUGGGACAUCAAAACUUUCAGUUUAAUCAAAGAAUAUAAUCUUUCAGAUAAUAUAAUAGAUGAUGAUAUCCAUGGAAAUGAUAUUCAACAAUAUAACGACUCCGGUAACUUCUUAUCUAUUUUUCAAAAUACUUUGGUCAUUUAUUCACCUCAUAAGAAUGGCAUUUUCCAAAUUGGUUACCUGUCGGUGGAUCAAACUGGAGUCUUAGAUUUUAAUUUGAAAAACAUAAUAAGUUCGAGUUUAUCCUCAUCGUCGAUAUGGUUCUUAGCUGAUAUGAAAUUGAUUAAACCAAUUGACUUAAAUUACACCUCUAGUUACCUAAACUUGACUGUUUUAUGGAAAAGUGGUUCUUUAAGUAAAUUUCAAAUAUUAAACAUAUUAUAUGAUGAUCUUAAGGAUUAUCAAUGGAUUGAAUCUUCCAGUAAGUCUUUAACUGACGGUCUAGAUGAUUUGGAUUUGGCGUGUAUUAAUCAAGCAGAAAAUGAAACUGAUGAUGAAUUAUAUGAUAGAUGUUUCUUAACUUUGAAAUCAAGAUUCCCACCCGAGGUAUUUAAAAGGGCAUUAAACAUACUUAGUGAGAAUAAUAUAAUAGUAACGUCAUCAGAUAAUAUCACUCAAAGAAAAGAGUAUUUAGCUAACCUAGAGACAAUAUCAAAGGAUAUUAAAGGUAAAAUGGACGAAGUAUCAACUCUAUCUAUUUCCAACGAUGAACUAAUAUUUGUAAAUUCUAUUACACCAUUUAAUCAUGCCGCAUUUAAGAUUAAUAAUGGAUUAGAAUAUUAUUAUUUUAAUUUGCGUAACACAGAAUAUCAAGAUGACUUAUCUAAAUAUUUGAAAGCAUUAAAUCGGUUUACUAGUACAUUACCAAGACACGUUAUUCGUACACUAGGUGAACACUUCCUUGAUAUUUCAACUGGCAAAUUAUCCACAAAGUUGUCACCAAAUGAAAAAUUUAUAGAAAUAUUCAAGUCAGCAUUACAAAAUCAAUUCGAAAUAGGUAACUUACAACUUCUAAUGACUGAAAUGAAUAACCUAGACAUUAGUGCUUUAUUAACAGAUUUUAUUCAAAAUUAUUUAAUAACACCACAACAAAAUUCUACAUUUAUUGAGACGCUGACAACAAAUAUGUUCUCUAAGAUUACAAUUAUUGAGAGCAUGUACCAAAUGAUUAGCAUACAAAAUGCAUUUAUAAUUCAAAUUUUAAUGACAUUUGUAUUACUAGAUUCUACCUAUAGUUACUUUGCUGAACAAAUUGAAGAAUUAUUACAAUUUAAUUAUAAACAAUUAUUGUUUUUGGAAUUAUACAAACAUGAUAAAUUGCAACUCGUUGAUAACAUCUUUGUUAAAAGUACUAAGUACCAUAAAGGAGCUAAAUUUUAUUCAUAUUCAGAAAUGAAUGAUUUUAUUAUGCAUAACAUUUCUUUGUUUUACCAAGAACCAAUCACUAUGAAUACAUUUUUCUUGGAAAGUAUAAAGAAAUAUAUAUUACCUAGCGGUAAACAAAAUACAAUUCAAGAAACAAAAAUGUAUUUGAGAAAUGUUGGUAGCCGUUUCUACAGAAGAGGAGAUAAAUCAGACGAACUUCUGUUUUCCAUGUUAUUAUUUGUUGCUGGUGAGUAUGAAGAAUCUUGCAGAUUUUUCCAACUUCAUGAUGGGUACAACGAUAUAAACACCGAAAAGUUACCAUACUUUAUUCAUGAUUUGUUAGUUUCAGAAGGUUCAGAUUCGAUAUGGGUACCUUUAAUGAAGACUUUUGUUGCUCAAGACCAUAAACAAGCAAGAUUUUAUUAUUAUUUAUCUUGUCUGUAUAGUUAUCAUGGCAAUAAUCCAUCCCUUGCUUUAAGAUCUAUUAAAAAGUCAAUAGAAAUUUCUCUGGAAGAUGAUACAGAAUUUGAUAUUGUCACAAAACAACAUGAACAAUUAUUAGCUAUGCUGAUACGCUUUUCAAUAUUUGAUGAAGUAAUUGAUGUGCUGAGAUUGGGUCAUUCUUUCCUUUCUGCAAACGAGAGGCGCCAAUAUUUUUCCUCUUUAUUAAGUUAUCCAAACCAUAAUGAUCAGUUCUUCUCUACCCUAAUAAAUAUGUCAACAAACCCUGAUAGUAGAUUAGGGUUAGAAGACUAUAUUCUAGUCGAUUCUAUCUUAAGUGAUAAUCUCCCAAAGGGUGAUUGGAUCUCAUAUAAAAAAUUAUUUACUUUCAGAUUUGUUAACAAAUUUGAAAGAGAGGCAGCCGAGGUGAUAUUUAAAUAUUGGUUUAAAGUUCAGAACAACGUAGAUGUGCAAAUGAAGAAGAAGUACUGUCUGAUUAUUAUUAACAUACUAUCGACAUUUGUCAAUAGUUAUGACCAGUAUAUUUUAGAUGGUGCUAACGUUGUGACAUUAGAUGAACUAAAGGAACAAUGCAUGAAAUUAUAG
Maudiozyma barnettii is the source of this 3147-nucleotide messenger RNA. It is a transcript of the gene NUP120, whose product is annotated as Nup120p. The transcript has a single exon. The record is from RefSeq and is a predicted model, not a curated record. Lineage: Eukaryota; Fungi; Ascomycota; Saccharomycetes; Saccharomycetales; Saccharomycetaceae. The coding region runs from base 1 to 3147 and encodes 1048 amino acids.